ACCAGCAGCAGCACCGGCGGCUUCCCCUCUCCCCGCUCCAGACGCAGCGAUGGCCCCCAAGGCGGCGGAGAAGAAGCCGGCGGCGAAGAAGCCCGCGGAGGAGGAGGCGACGACGGAGAAGGCCGAGAAGGCGCCGGCCGGGAAGAAGCCCAAGGCCGAGAAGCGGCUGCCGGCGGCGGGCAAGGGCAAGGCCUCCGGCAAGGAGGGCGGCGGCGACAAGAAGUCCAGGAAGAAGGGCAAGAAGAGCGUGGAGACGUACAAGAUCUACAUCUUCAAGGUGCUGAAGCAGGUGCACCCCGACAUCGGCAUCUCCUCAAAGGCCAUGUCCAUCAUGAACUCCUUCAUCAACGACAUCUUCGAGAAGCUCGCCGGCGAGGCCGCCAAGCUCGCCCGCUACAACAAGAAGCCCACCAUCACGUCACGGGAGAUCCAGACCUCCGUCCGCCUCGUUCUCCCCGGCGAGCUCGCCAAGCACGCCGUCUCCGAGGGCACCAAGGCCGUCACCAAGUUCACCUCCUCUUAGAUUGUACAUCUAGUAGCGACUGUAGAUGGUUCUGUUUACUUGGUGCUUGUCGACUCUGGCUAUCUGGAAGUAUAAGCGGUAUUACUGCUGGCUAGAUGGGAAUUGCAGAAUGAUUGCCAAAGCUCUGUUGGUUCUUUGGUUGUAACAGCCGAAUUUGUGCUUCUUUUCUUUUGGUAAACUGACGUAUCAAAAGUAGUGAUCCAUUUCAGCUGUGAAUGUGAUACUGAUCUCUGCCAUGCGAUUGUGCUUUCGUAGCAAUGUAAGUUUCCAGAAUCCACUUGAUUCUGGUGCAAUGUUGUCCAA
Triticum dicoccoides is the source of this 826-nucleotide messenger RNA. Its product is annotated as histone H2B.1-like. NCBI's taxonomy places the organism in Eukaryota, Viridiplantae, Streptophyta, Magnoliopsida, Poales, Poaceae. The record is from RefSeq and is a predicted model, not a curated record. The transcript has a single exon. Gene Ontology annotation, cellular component: nucleosome. Gene Ontology annotation, molecular function: protein heterodimerization activity; DNA binding; structural constituent of chromatin. The coding region runs from base 50 to 523 and encodes 157 amino acids.